Molecule: messenger RNA, 390 nt
Organism: Saccharomyces eubayanus
Lineage: Eukaryota; Fungi; Ascomycota; Saccharomycetes; Saccharomycetales; Saccharomycetaceae
Gene: GIM3
Product: tubulin-binding prefolding complex subunit GIM3
Exons: 1
Coding region: 1-390 (129 amino acids)
Biological process (GO): protein folding
Cellular component (GO): cytoplasm; prefoldin complex
Source: RefSeq, a predicted model, not a curated record
AUGGAAUUGUUGCCCCAGGGACAAAGGAACAACACACAGGUGACGUUUGAAGACCAGCAGAAGAUCAACGAGUUCUCAAAGCUGAUCAUGCGCAAGGAUACCGUUGCGCAGGAAUUGACUUUGCAGAAACAGGAGAAGGAGUACCUCGAUGAUGUUUCCCUGGAGAUCGAACUGAUCGAUGAAGACGAGCCUGUGCAGUACAAGGUCGGCGACCUCUUCAUCUUCAUGAAACAAAGCAAAGUGGCCGCACACCUCGAAGAGGAUGCACAGCUUCUCGAGGACAAGAUCCAGACCCUGCAGGAUAAGCAAGGUGAGAUUGACGGCCGUCUUGAUGCUCUGAAGGCUUCCCUGUACGCCAAAUUUGGCGAUAAUAUCAACCUUGAACGUUAA